This is a messenger RNA of Anguilla anguilla (European eel), 5377 nucleotides long. RefSeq names its product formin-like protein 3. The record is from RefSeq and is a predicted model, not a curated record. The coding region runs from base 385 to 3507 and encodes 1040 amino acids. Gene Ontology annotation, molecular function: actin filament binding; small GTPase binding. The transcript has 26 exons. Gene Ontology annotation, biological process: regulation of cell shape; cortical actin cytoskeleton organization; cell migration. Gene Ontology annotation, cellular component: cytosol. Lineage: Eukaryota; Metazoa; Chordata; Actinopteri; Anguilliformes; Anguillidae.
CAACUGCCUGUUAAGUGCGAGCUGCAUCGACUGAGCAGAAUAAUCCCCACACAACGAUGAAUGGAAAUUUGAAGUAGGCAGGAACAGAUCUGCAACGGACUAGACUGCGUGGUCGGAUAAAAAUGAUUUCAUCAAACCAUGGGUUUUCUGCUCGAGAUGGAGGAACCAGAGGAGCCAAAGAAGAUGCUUUCUAAUUGAGACGAAACAUAUGAUUAACCUCACUAUAUUUUUAAGUAGGCUACUUUAGAACAAGUUUAAAUGGAGACAAACUUUUGAUGAAUAACUGGAUAUUGGCCAGGUUGUGGGGAAAUUUCCGAAUUAUAGAGGAAACAGUGAACGAACAGGUUUUUUUUAAACACUAAAAGGGAUCCUGCCUUUCUCAGAAUGGGGAAUAUUGAGAGCACUGACGAACAGCCAGAAACGAAGCCGCAUAUCAUGCCAUUAAAAGUGCCAAUGCCCGACUCGAACGAACUGGAGGAGAGGUUUGCUCUAGUUUUGAGCUCCAUGAACCUGCCCCCUGACAAGGCCCGGCUGCUGCGCCAGUACGACAGCGAGAAGAAGUGGGACCUGAUCUGCGACCAGGAGCGGUUUCAGGUGAAGAACCCCCCACACACCUACAUUCAGAAGUUAAGAGGGUAUGUGGACCCCACAGUUACUCGAAAGAAGUUCAGACGGCGUGUUCAGGAGUCCACCAAAGUUCUGCGGGAGCUGGAAAUUUCCCUGAGGACCAAUCACAUCGGGUGGGUUCGGGAGUUCCUCAAUGACGAGAACAGAGGGCUGGAUGUCCUGGUGGAGUACCUUUCCUUCGCCCAGUGCGCUGUCAUGUUGGAUUUUGAGGGGCAGGAGAGUGGGGAGGAGGGGGCUCUGGACAAGGCGAAGUCGUGGAGCAGGUCCAUCGAGGAUCUGCACCAGUGCGCCGGGCAGCCUUUCCUCAGCGCGCUGGCUCAGUCCGCGCGUCAGUCCGCCCACCGCUACAACACUUUCACCAGCAGCAAAACCCUCAAGAACUCCCGUCUGGUCAGCCAGAAGGACGACGUGCACGUCUGCAUCAUGUGUCUCCGCGCAGUGAUGAACUAUCAGUACGGCUUCAACAUGGUCAUGUCACACGCUCACGCCGUCAACGAAAUUGCCCUUAGUUUGAACAAUAAAAGCUCCAGGACUAAAGCCCUUGUCCUGGAGCUUCUGGCCGCAGUGUGCCUAGUGAGGGGGGGCCACGAGAUUAUCCUGUCUGCCUUCGACAACUUCAAAGAGGUGUGCAAGGAGAAGCACCGCUUCGAGAAACUGAUGGAGUACUUCCGCGGCGAAGACGGGAACAUCGAUUUCAUGGUGGCCUGCAUGCAGUUCAUCAACAUCGUGGUCCACUCGGUGGAGGACAUGAACUUCCGCGUGCACCUGCAGUACGAGUUCACCAAGCUGGGGCUGGACGACUUCCUGGAGAAGUCCAGACACACGGAGAGCGAUAAGCUCGCGGUGCAGAUCCAGGCGUACCUGGACAACGUGUUCGACGUCGGGGGGCUGCUGGAGGACGCAGAGACCAAGAACGUGGCCCUGGAGAAGGUGGAGGAGCUGGAGGACCAUCUGUCUCACGUGACGGAGAAGCUGCUGGAGGUGGAGAAUGAGACCAUGACGAAGGUGGCCGAGCUGGAGAAGCAGCUCCUACAGAAAGACAAGGACCUGGUGGCCAUAAAGGAGACGUACGAGUCGACCAGCUCGCAGGUGAACACGCUGCGGCGGAUGAUCGAGGAGAAGGACGCGGCGUUCCGGCGGCGGGCCGACCUGGAGAAGCGGCUGCGGGAGCUGGAGCAGCAGGGGAGCGUUGGCGUGCUGAGGGGGGGCGGCUGCGAGGCCCUGGGGGGCGGCGGCGGCGGCGGCGGCGCCGUGUGCGGGACUGUGGGAGGAGUCACAGGAGCACCAGAGCUGCUUGGGCCGGAGGGGCUCGGGGCGGACCCCUCCGCGGACCUGGAGCCCCCGCCUCCGCCGCCUCCACCGCCCCCUCCACCCCCGCCCUUACCCUCUAGCUCAGGGGAGUUCAUGCCAGCUCCGCCCCCUCCACCCCUGGCCCCACCUCUGCCAGGAACAUCCCCGUCUGUCAUUCUCAGCGUUGGCCUAUCAGCCAUCAGGAUUAAGAAGCCGAUAAAGACUAAAUUCCGGCUGCCGGUGUUCAACUGGACCGCGCUCAAGCCCAACCAGAUCAACGGGACCGUGUUCAACGAGAUCGACGACGAGCGAGUCCUGGAGGAGCUGGACCUGGAGAAGUUUGAGGAGCUCUUUAAGACCAGAGCCCAGGGCCCGGUCAUUGACCUGUCCGGCCCCAAAACCAAGGCCCUGCAGAAGGCAGCCAACAAGGUGACCCUGCUGGACAUCAACCGCUCCAAGAACCUAGCCAUCACCCUGCGCAAGGCCGGCAAGAGCACCGAGGAGAUCUGCAGAGCCAUUCAGACGUUCGACCUGAAGGCGCUGCCGGUGGACUUUGUGGAGUGCCUGAUGCGCUUCCUGCCCACGGAGGCGGAGAGCAAGCUGCUGCGGGGGUACGAGCGGGAGCGGCGGCCGCUGGACCAGCUGGCCGAGGAGGACCGCUUCAUGCUGCUCUUCAACAAGAUCGAGCGCCUCACCCAGCGCAUGAGCAUCAUCACCUUCGUGGGCAACUUCACCGACAACGUCACCCUCCUCACACCGCAACUCAACGCCAUCAUCGCGGCCUCGGCCUCCGUGAAGUCCUCGCCGAAGUUAAAAAGGAUGCUGGAGAUUAUUUUAGCCUUGGGAAACUACAUGAACAGCAGUCGAAGAGGAUCUGUCUACGGGUUCAAACUGCAAAGCCUCGAUCUGCUGUUGGACACAAAGUCGACGGACCGGAAGAUGACCCUGCUGCAUUACAUCGCCCUGAUCGUGAAGGAGAAGUACCCGGAGCUGGCGAACUUCCACAACGAGCUGAACUUCAUCGACAAGGCGGCCGCAGUGUCUCUGGAGAACGUGCUGCUGGACGUGCGGGACCUGGGCAGGGGGAUGGACCUGGUCCGCAGGGAGUGCGGCCUGCACGACCACGCUGUCCUCAAGGGCUUCCUCCACACCAGCGACCCGCAGCUGGACAAACUGCAGAGGGAUGCCAAGACUGCUGAGGAGGCCUUCGGCAACGUUGUGCACUACUUUGGGGAGACCCCCAAGACCACCCCUCCAUCUGUCUUCUUCCCCGUGUUGGUGCGCUUCGUCAAAGCGUACAAGGAUGCAGUGGAGGAGAACGAGCAGAAGAAAAAACAAGAGCAGGCGCUGAGGGAGAAGCUCCUUGCUCAGGAGGCCAAACAGCAAGACCCUAAGGCGCAGGCCCAGACGCAGAAGAAGAGGCAGCAGCAGCAGGACCUGAUCGCAGAGCUGCGCAGACGGCAGGCCAAGGACCACCGGCCCGUCUACGAGGGCAAAGACGGCACCAUCGAGGACAUCAUCACAGAUCUCCGAAACCAGCCCUUCCGCCGAGCCGACGCUGUGAUCAGAAGCGGGUGGAAGAGGCCGUGAGGGAGAACCGAACCACCCCCACCCCCACACCGCCCUCCUGAGGCAAUUCUAAAUGCAGCUCCGCCCAUUUGCGUAUGAAAAGGCGGAUGGUCUUUCAGUCUCAAUAUGGCCUCCGCGGUCCACCGGUGCGUCGACUGUCUGUCGGACUCACGAAGUCAGGAAUGUUUUACUAUGUUUUUUAUUUAUUUUUUUGGGACGCUGCACUGGGGGGCUCACCACCAUCUUGUCCUCCAUGCACAGAAACACAAGCCAGGCCUAUUUCCAGUCUGUAACAGACAGUACAUUAGGGCUCCAUUGGCAUUAGCUAAACCUGGACCACUAACAGAAGGCAAAUUGCAUUCACUAGGCUGGCCAGUGCUAGCCCAGAAUGGAACUUUCCAUUAAGUGUGUAUUGUAAUAUUUUAAUGUGUAUGUUUUAUAUUCCAAGCGUUGUGCAAUCAACAGCAGGAUUCUAAUUACGGAACAGCUGCAGCUGUGUGUUGCUGCUGCUCCUUUUGCAGUUGCUAAAAGAAUACAACGGUUGCGUCCUGAAAAGAGAACUAUAGCAGACAACUGCCAGUGUUCUCAUUAUUGUCAUUAUUUGUUUUUAACCAAAAGCUAGCCAAACCAAAACUGCUCUUACCUCUGGACCUCUGGCCAUCUUAAAAAGUGCCUGUUUCAACAGUAUUAUUUUUAAAAAUGAUUUUAUGUAAUAUGUACCUUGUAUCAUUUAAAUAUUUUUAUACUAUAUUUUUUUGCUUGAUAACAUUUUGGAAAGCUGUAAAUAGUUGGCUACUGUUAAAAAUCUUUAAUGUUUUUUUUUUUUUUUUUAAUGUGCAUCUAAUGAAGUUUUAACCAUAAGUGAUGCAAUGGUUUUUGAGGCCCGGGGAAUAGCACAGAGUAUAGUUUGUACAAUAUAUUAAUCUGCAUAAUCUCUGCUCAAUUAAUUAUCUUGUUUGUGACGUAGAAUAAUUGAAAUGGGUUCGCCUGUCCCGAAUGGACCACAAGCGCCGCCUCAGAAUGCGUGAGCCUCAUGGUUUAUCGUUGAGUUGCUGCCAGCACGAAAACUACCAAAAUGCUUUGUGGAAAGAGCAAAUAUUUCCGUUGUGCUAGUCCUGUAUAGGUCACUUUGUUGGCUUCCCUCUAACCUUUGGCUCGUAACAAAAAAAAAUGAUUUUGAUGUGCCGAAGGGGAGCGCUAUUUAUCGAGCGCCGAGAAGCUGACUCCAGCUGUCAAUCACCUGCCGAACCUCAGGCCACUGCCAGCUGCGGAUGCGCCAGGUUGGCAUGCAGAUUUCACGUGAUGUCAUGCAGUCCUACUCAAGUUGUUCUAUUCAGUUCAUUUCAUUGCUUAAACGGGAAAGAAUGUUUCUCCUCUAGCGCAGGUCCCCCGAACCCUGGCUGUGGAGGGCCGCAGGAUCUGCCGGCUUUUGUUCUCACCCUAAAAUCAGCAGGGAUUGCAGAUCCGAUAGGAUGUCAGUUACAGUAACUGUUUUAAGUGACCUAUUUAAGUUGUGAGAAUGAACAAAAACAAGAAGGCCCUGUGGCUCUCCAAGUCCAGGGCAACGACCCCUGAUCCUGUGGCAAAGAGUAACCAUACGGAUUCAGCAACCAUAACCCCUGUGUAUUUCUGCAUUCCAGUGUAGUAAUAUACUAUAUCAUUACACUUCUUUUAUGCCCAUAAUUUAUCCUUUAUAAACACUACUCUUUCAGAAUUACAAGAUAAAUUAUGCUUACCUUUUUCCUUUUCUUGUAAUAAAAAGUCAGUAAUGCAGAGAAUUGACCUGAAUUCUUGAUAACUUCUGCCAAGUAAUAGAUGAUACAUUUUGCAAACUGUGACUCCAUCCUUACUGAUAAAAUACCCAAUAAAAAACUGGACCAGAAAUGGAAAA